AUGACUGUGACCCACUACUUUGCCAGUCAGAGCGAAAAUGUCACAACGUUUGCCACCUUCCAAAUCUUGAACACGGACCGGUCACGGGAGGUUCACUGCAAUGUGACAAACCCGCUCACUACAUGGCCCCUCAACGGGGAGAAGGACGCCUCCGGAAAUGUGAAACACGAUGGCAAAGCGGACAAACUUACACAACAGCGAAAUCCAAAAAGACCACAAGGAAAAGCGCGUGACCUGGGUGUUGUUGACUCUAGUUCAGUCGUGCAAGGUCUACGCACGCCUGUAAGACGUUGA
Penicillium soppii is the source of this 294-nucleotide messenger RNA. RefSeq lists its product as uncharacterized. The transcript has 2 exons. The record is from RefSeq and is a predicted model, not a curated record. The coding region runs from base 1 to 294 and encodes 97 amino acids. NCBI's taxonomy places the organism in Eukaryota, Fungi, Ascomycota, Eurotiomycetes, Eurotiales, Aspergillaceae.